Molecule: messenger RNA, 894 nt
Organism: Cotesia congregata
Lineage: Eukaryota; Metazoa; Arthropoda; Insecta; Hymenoptera; Braconidae
Source: the annotation of a GenBank genome assembly
AUGGGUUGUGUUUAUUCAAAAACGCUAAGCCGUAAAAGCUUAUUAAAAUUAAUUGACAAGAGGAACGCAAGUACAAUUAUUUACGAUGAACACCAGGAAAUAAUGAACAUGGUGCUGAGUGGAAGUUUAUGUUCUUCUGCAUCUACUGAAACCCUCCAAAGAAGCCAACGGGAAGAAGAAGAGCUUCUCUUCGAAGACAGCCGCGUUGUUUUAUCCGACGAAACGGGCUCAUGUACCCCUACUAACGCAAGCUACAUCAACGGGUUUAAGGAUCCUCAAGCUUACAUCGCAACAAGGACUCCGGAUUCAGAGUCGACAAUCUUCAAUUUUUGGAGAAUGAUAUGGCAGCACCAAACUGAAAUCAUUGUAAUGCUUGAUCAGCCUGAAGAAAAUCUGUAUGCCGCCUCGUUGUGGAAUUCGGAUGAAGAGUCGUUGCUCCAAGUUGGACAGCUGAGCAUCAAAAAAUUCAGAGCUCAUCAGAACAAUUCAAGUUUUCAGAUUCUGAGAGUGCUUAUAACACAUGAAGAUGGAGCUACGUUGAAUGUGAACUACUUCUUGUUCAAGAACUGGCAGCGCCAAGGCCUCCCGCCCUCAGAAUGUCACGUGCUAGAUCUAAUCUUCAUGACACGUCUUUACAACAAAUCGGCAGUGACGCCGGAGUCUGUAAAGGGCUAUAAGAGUCCUAUAGUGGUUCACUGCAGUGACGGCUUGCAGAGAUCCAUGGUUUUUUGUGCUGUGGAUAUCGGCAUAUCAUCUAUUUCAAUAAGAGGUGAAGUAAAUUUAUAUUCUAUAGUAUCGAAUCUAAGAAAGGAAAGGCAUAAUUGUCUGUACGACGUAAACGACUAUACCAUGUGUUACUUGCUUUUACAUUACUAUUGUAUGUUUUAUAUGUAA